This is a messenger RNA of Myxozyma melibiosi, 762 nucleotides long. RefSeq names its product transcription factor TFIID-domain-containing protein. The transcript is spliced from 3 exons. Lineage: Eukaryota; Fungi; Ascomycota; Lipomycetes; Lipomycetales; Lipomycetaceae. Gene Ontology annotation, molecular function: RNA polymerase II general transcription initiation factor activity; DNA binding. Bases 1 to 762 code for a protein of 253 amino acids. The record is from RefSeq and is a predicted model, not a curated record. Gene Ontology annotation, biological process: DNA-templated transcription initiation.
AUGGAGUCUCUUGCUGUUCCUCGCACUGCCGCGCAGGCUAAGGCUUUCGUGGCUCCUACCUCGUUAUCGUACCCAAUGGCGCCCUCUGAUAUCACCCCGCCGUCCGAGCAGCAAAACUCGGACCGGUCGGUCGACAUCAAGCCCUCCAUGGACAUCGCUCCUGCGACCCCCGCUGCCACCCCUGGCAACACCACCGGGGCUCCGGGGAGCUCCAACGUCUCGGGCAUCAUCCCAACCCUACAGAACAUCGUUGCCACAGUCAAUCUUGAGUGCAGACUUGACCUCAAGACCAUCGCUCUGCAUGCUCGUAAUGCAGAGUACAACCCAAAGCGUUUUGCCGCUGUCAUCAUGCGCAUUCGUGACCCCAAGACCACUGCAUUGAUCUUCGCCUCCGGCAAGAUGGUCGUCACCGGUGCAAAGUCCGAGGACGACUCGAAGCUCGCUAGUCGGAAGUACGCCCGUAUCAUCCAGAAGCUUGGUUUCAACGCCAAGUUUAUGGAGUUCAAGAUCCAGAACAUCGUCGGAUCAUGUGACGUUCGUUUCCCGAUCCGUCUCGAGGGUCUUGCGUUCUCUCACGGACACUUCUCGUCUUACGAGCCAGAGUUGUUCCCGGGUCUUAUCUACCGCAUGGUGAAACCGAAAAUCGUACUUCUGAUUUUCGUUUCCGGCAAAAUCGUCUUGACAGGCGCUAAAGUUCGAGAAGAGAUCUAUCAAGCCUUUGAGGCUAUAUAUCCUGUACUGAGUGAAUUCCGAAAGCAGUAA